Molecule: messenger RNA, 3417 nt
Organism: Hylaeus volcanicus
Lineage: Eukaryota; Metazoa; Arthropoda; Insecta; Hymenoptera; Colletidae
Product: transmembrane channel-like protein
Exons: 15
Cellular component (GO): plasma membrane
Molecular function (GO): mechanosensitive monoatomic ion channel activity
Source: RefSeq, a predicted model, not a curated record
UCAGAGGAAGACGGCGACGAGGACGACUACUCCGCGUCGGCGUGUGCGAUCAUGCAGAGACGGAGCUCCAGCAGACGCCAAAGCAGGCGGAAACGACGCCCGUCGUCCCCUUUCAGCGUCGAAGCCGAAGCUACGUUUCGACGAAGAUCGUCUGUCUACACCAUCAGCUCCGGAGAAACUGCGAUUUCGAUAGAGGAAAGCGGGAGCCAGGAGCAGAUAUUCGAGAAACUGAAGCUGCACAAGGAAGUGUUGAGCGGAGUGAAGCAACAGCCGUGGCCGCUUCGUCGGAAGAUCAGGCUCGUGAGGCAAGCGAAGGCUUACGUCAGGAGGCACGAAGGAGUCCUUCAGGAACGACUGGCUCACACGAGGAGCACCAAAGACGCCAUUGCGCGGAUCUCGUUGUUCACUACAAAGAAAUGGCAAUAUUGCAGAAGAGAAAUAGUGAACCUUCAGACCUGGUUGAUUCCUUGGGAGCUUCGUAUCAAGGAAAUAGAGUCUCAUUUCGGAUCCGCGGUAGCUUCCUACUUUACGUUCCUUCGAUGGCUGUUCUGGAUCAAUCUCGUCAUGUCGGCCAUCAUCACAGCGUUCGUAGCCAUUCCAGAGGUGCUCACAGCAGACCCAGCUGCAGCCGGGGAGCGGAAGAUCAUGCUCAGAGAAGAGAAAAUCAAAUCCAAGCAUCUGCUUACCCUGUGGGAAUUCGAAGGGGUCCUCAAGUACUCCCCGUUCUUCUAUGGCUGGUACACCAAUCAAGAUUCUCAGAGCGGCUACAGAUUGCCUUUGGCCUACUUUGUUACCAAUUUGGUGCUUUACAUCUACAGCUUCGUCGCUAUACUGCGCAAAAUGGCGGAGAAUUCUAGGCUGAGCAAGCUCACUGAAAAGGAGGACGAGUGCGUGUUUUCUUGGAAGUUGUUCACAGGGUGGGACUUCAUGAUCGGCAACACCGAAACUGCUCACAACAGGAUGGCCAGCAUCGUUCUUGGAUUCAAGGAGAAUCUGCUCGAGGAGGCUGAGAAAGAAAAAGACGAAAGGAACUGGAAGAUCAUAUCGAUGAGGAUCUUCGUGAACACCUCCGUGAUGUCGCUGUUGACGUUGUCUGCAUACGCUGUGAUAAAGGUGGUAGCUCGUAGCGCCGAGGAACUAGAACAGAACAAUUGGUGGAGGCAGAACGAAAUCACGGUAGUGAUGUCCCUGAUUACUUACUUCUUCCCCAUAUUCUUCGAGAUACUAGGCCUGCUGGAGAGCUACCAUCCCAGGAAGCAACUUCGCGUGCAGCUUGCGCGAAUAAUGGUUCUGAAUUUAUUGAACCUCUACUCCUUGAUAUUCGCACUGUUCGGCAAAAUAAAUUCGAUGAAGCAAGAUUUACGUGUCCUGCAACCGAAGAUGGAGAUUUGCUCGCACGAGCCCAUCGAGUGCACCGGAGAUAUGAAGAAGUCGAGGCAGUUGGUCACUCUGGCGUCUCUGAGUCUUAUUCUGGCGAGCAAUGUUACCGAUCUACAGUACAGAAAUGAAACAGAUCUCCAAGUACCCGUUGACCCUGCACUGCCACCGAGCUCGUUAAUGCCAAAGAACUUCUUCUUGAACCCAAUAAUGGACGACAAGUCUCUAGAAGAGAUAUACAACGUGGGCGACUAUGCAUCCCCUGAUUACGAGAAUUACGACGGGGAUGAAACGAAAGCCAACGAAACCGCGUCGUUCUCGACAGAAAACGUACUCCGAGAUAACUCCACGUUGGAAUUGCUCGAAUUGAACAGUACACUCGAUACGACUACUGCUACUGUUGAUGACAAUUUCACAGAGAUUUCUUACACUGGAUUAAGCGAAGAGAAUAGCGACGCUUCGUUAUCCAGCGUGGAUUUGAACGAAAGUACAGGUUAUGGUGAAAUAAUUGAGUCGACAGGAAGUGGUACAAAUAAUAUGAGCACCACCGAGGAAGAUUAUUUAAGUACUUCGUCCAUGGACGACGUCCUGGACGCUUCGUCGUCUUCGAUAGUAACUGAAGAGUUUGACGAGCAUCCAACGAUUACUAUGGAAGAAACGACGGAUGAAUCAGCUACCGUUGACAGUUCUUCGGCAUCGUUGAACGAAGGAUUAACUUCCCUGGUGAAGGAAGAUGAAGUUGUGAAGUGCUUCGAGAGAGUCUGCACGACGACGACUGAAGAUCCAACUGCUUCGUCGAAGACAUUGAACCUGAAGAGUAGGAAGAAGCUUCGUCGCCUGUGCUGGGAGACGAUGUUUGGCCAGGAGCUCGCCAAGCUAACGGUCAUGGACGUGGUUCUCACUAUAGUAUCCACGCUCAGCAUAGACUUCUUCAGGGCAGUGUUCGUUCGUUACAUGAAUAAUUGCUGGUGCUGGGACUUGGAGAAGCAAUUUCCUCAGUACGGAGACUUCAAAAUCGCGGAGAACAUACUCCAUCUGGUCAACAAUCAAGGGAUGAUCUGGAUGGGGAUGUUCUUCAGUCCUGGUUUGACUGCGUUGAACCUCCUCAAGCUUGGUAUUCUCAUGUACCUGAGAUCUUGGGCGGUUCUCACUUGCAACGUCCCACACGAGGUGAUUUUUCGAGCCUCCAGAUCCAAUAAUUUUUACUUCGCCCUCUUGUUAACGAUGCUCUUCUUGUGCGUGUUGCCUGUCGGCUACGCGAUCGUUUGGGUGGAGCCAUCUUGGCAUUGCGGUCCAUUUUCGGGUUACAAGAAAAUCUACCACCUGGCUACAAAACAGCUCACGGACUCCCUUCCAGAACCGAUUCAAAGAUGUCUUGAUUACAUUGCUUCACCGGGUAUCGUGAUCCCUCUGAUCGUCCUAAUGACUCUAAUCAUUUACUACAUGGUGUCUCUUACCAGCUCUUUGAGAGAGGCCAACAACGACUUGAAGAUACAAUUGCGUCACGAGCGCACCGAAGAGCGUCGCAAGCUGUUCAGAAUAGUCAAGAGAAGGGACGAACUGAUCGACUCGUCGUUUUACAAAUGGAAGAAGAUGUUACCCGCGUUAUCAAAAAAAUCCACGAAGCCUAGACUCUCCAAAGGUGAAGCGGAAAUUGAAGCUGUCGAAUUGACGGAUGUGGACGAGAACCCGUUUCCGCCUGACCGAACACCGAGUCCAUAUGUUCCCGAAAGUAGCUCCAGAGGACCAAUUAAUGGACGUUCAAGGUGAUGACUCCAAAUUGUAUAGUUGUUGAAAUUCACAAUUCUUAAUCACAGUGUUAAUCACUUAUUGUGCUGGAAUAUUCUAUAUUAUACUGUAUCAUGCUGCAUCAUGCUAUAGCACCAUCCCGUAGCACCAUAUUAUACGCUGUAUCGUACAGUCGAUAUUACGCUGUAUUUUGCAGCGUUCUGCUGGGUUUUUUUUGUUCUACAUUUUAUUUAUACAAAGUUCGUGAUCAGGAUGACGAAGGUCCUCCGUGAUUCGUGGGAGUCGCAGUCC